Molecule: messenger RNA, 666 nt
Organism: Ichthyophthirius multifiliis
Lineage: Eukaryota; Ciliophora; Oligohymenophorea; Hymenostomatida
Exons: 9
Biological process (GO): mRNA splicing, via spliceosome
Cellular component (GO): nuclear speck
Molecular function (GO): mRNA binding; zinc ion binding
Source: RefSeq, a predicted model, not a curated record
AUGUCUCGUAGAAAUCCAUAAAUAUACGUAACCAAUUUUUCCAGUAGAACGAACGAAGAAGAUUUAUAAUAUGAAUUUAAAAAAUAUGGUAGUAUUGUAGAUAUAAAUAUGAAAAGAUCUUAUGCAUUUAUAACUUAUGAUGAUUACCAUAGUGCAGAAGAUGCUAUAAGAAAAAUGGAUAAAGCUGUAAUUAACGGAAAAUAAAUUCUAGUUGAACCUGCAGGAUUGAAAAAAAUCAGACCAAGAGGUCCAUAAUUAGAUGAUAAAUGUUUUAAGUGUGGAAGAAGAGGUCAUUGGGCUAAUGAAUGUGAUGAAAGAAGAAGAUACAGAAGAGAUUCAAUUAGUAGAUCUGAAUCAAAAUAUAGAAGAAGAAAUGAAAAAAAUAGAAGAAAUAGAAGAUCAUAUUCUAGAAGUAGCUCUGAUAGUUAAGAUAGUCGUUCGUCUUCUUCAUCUUCUUCAUCAUCUUCAUCUUCUUCAUCUUAUCGAUCACGAUCAAGAUCUGAGUCAUCAAAUGUUUCUUAAAAAAAUCAAAAUAUGCAAAAAUAGUCUUGCCUUAAAAUAUUUAAAGCUUUUUGGGGUAUUACUGGAAAUAUUUUAUAAUUAGAUGAUUUUGGUUUUGCGAGGACUCUUAAUAAUUUAGACGCUAAAUGUUAAGUAGUUUAGUGA